This is a messenger RNA of Colletotrichum navitas, 1733 nucleotides long. RefSeq names its product SEP domain-containing protein. Gene Ontology annotation, biological process: membrane fusion; Golgi organization; proteasome-mediated ubiquitin-dependent protein catabolic process. The record is from RefSeq and is a predicted model, not a curated record. Gene Ontology annotation, cellular component: nucleus; cytosol. Bases 280 to 1563 code for a protein of 427 amino acids. Gene Ontology annotation, molecular function: ubiquitin binding. The transcript has 3 exons. NCBI's taxonomy places the organism in Eukaryota, Fungi, Ascomycota, Sordariomycetes, Glomerellales, Glomerellaceae.
CUGACGACCACUAAAGCUGCCUGCCUGCUAAUACUUCCCUUUCCAUCUUCACCUCCCGCUGUAGUUCCGACUUUGCAGAGCGCGCAAUCUUCAAAGGAAACCAUACUCGCUACUUUUGCUCCAUACGGGACAUUUACUCCCUUGUCUUGCCUCACCUCCCAUUUCACAUUCCAAACCAUCUCUUCUAUUACCAAACUUCCCGACUUUCAAGGCACCAUCACCACCACCACCACCACUACACUUACUUCAACUUCCCUCACAACCUCGUGUGCCGUCAUCAUGUCGGGCAGCAGCAACAGCGCUUCGCGCAACAACAUCCUGCGAGACUUUAAAAACCUAACGGGCAUGCCCGAAGCUCGCUGCACAGAGUACCUUGAUUCUGCGAACUGGGACAUUGGCCUCGCCGCCCAGGCCUACUACGCCGACCACGACUCCGAGGGUGACGUUCAACCCGCUGCCCAGGCUCAGCCCGGUACUCCUGCUCCCGCCGAAUAUACCGGUCCCCGAACUCUCGAUGGCAGACCCGCCCCGGAGUCUGCGGGCGGUGCGAGCAGAGCUAGCACGGCCAAGAAGGCCGCACCCAAGAAGAAGGGCGUUGCGACGCUCAGCUCCAUCGGCGGCGGUCACGCACACGACGACGACGAUGACGACGAUGACGACGACGUCGACGACAGAGGCCGGGGCGAUCUCUUCGCCGGAGGAGAGAAGUCUGGAUUAGCUGUGCAGGACCCGUCCCAGGAAGGCGGUGGCGCCAAAAAGAUCAUCAGUGACAUUCUCGCCAAGGCGAAGGCCAACGCCUCCCGUCCCGAGGCUGCAUCACCAGCCGGCCCUUCGCGCUCCAGUGUCUUCCGAGGAACAGGCAAUACCGUUGGUGGCGAAGGAACCGACAGCCGCAGCAUCCCCGACCCCAACGCCCCCCAGGAGGGUUCCCAGGGCCCUCCUGGCACAGGCGGCGAGCCUCAGGAGCGCACCUUGCACUUGUGGCAGGAUGGUUUUAGUAUUGACGACGGCGAGCUUCACCGAUUCGAUGACCCGGAGAACGCGAUGGACCUAAACAUGAUCCGCGCCGGUAGAGCUCCUCUGCACCUAAUGAACGUCCGCUACGAUCAGCCAGUCGACGUGAAGCUGCACCAGCACCAGGAGAACUACCGCCCCCUGCCCAAGAAGUACAAGCCCUUCAGCGGAGAGGGACGCCGACUCGGUAGCCCGGUCCCUGGAGAAGGUAGCUCCACCACGGCCGCGCCGCCCUCCGCUGCUUCGGCUGGCAUUCAGGCCACUUCUGCGAGCUCGACGGGCCCUCAGCAAGCCAUUGACGAGUCCCAGCCAACCCUGACCCUGCGCAUCCAGCUGCCCAACGGCACGAGAUUGCCUGCGCGUUUUAACACGACGCACACUGUCAAUGACGUCUACGAAUUCGUGCAGCGGGCGUCGGCCGACACCCGCACUAGGCCGUGGGUACUGGCGACGACCUUCCCGAACAAGGAUCACACCGAUCGCAGUCUGGUCCUGGGCGAGAUGCCCGAGUUCAAGAAGGGUGGUACCGCCGUUGUCAAGUGGGCUUGAGCGGGAUCAUAAAAAAAAAAAAAAAUGGCGGGGAGGGUCGGGCGGCGUUUGGUACUUUGGUCCCGCAGUAUGGCCGGGUGGAGUGGCUCCUUGGGUCCAGGCAUCGAGGCUAUUUGCCUCUGCGUGGCAUGUAGACUAGCUUUUGAGGAAUAGACAUUAUUGCAAAGCAA